Messenger RNA from Linnemannia hyalina, 3156 nucleotides. The record is from the annotation of a GenBank genome assembly. NCBI's taxonomy places the organism in Eukaryota, Fungi, Mortierellomycota, Mortierellomycetes, Mortierellales, Mortierellaceae.
AUGGAUUCAGCAGACUCAGCCACAGGGACAAGGAGCUCACGUUCCAGACGCCAGGCACCCGCACCGACUUCACCCCCCUCCAUCCUCCGUGCCUCUCUUUCGAGACAACCUUCCAAGAGUGUUACUGAUAACAAGGCUGAUCAGGAUAUAGAAAUGACCCCCGCCUCGCCACCCCGGCCAAGGAGGGGCAACACCCGCGGGUCGAGUGUCUCGUCUGCCUCCACAGCCAAAGAAGAAUCGAACACGAGGAGCAAACGGACCAACAACACCUCGACUCGACAGACUGGUGCCAGGGCUGCCACGGAGGAAAGAGACGAGAAUGACCAGGACGAUGAUCAAGUCUUGGAUAGUCCUGGGCGGCCUACGCGUUCAAGGAGAGGGACCACAACGGCAGCAUCCCACAACGCCACCGUAGUCGCAGAGCCUGAGGUGGCCAUCGAAGAUGAAGAACUCUCUGUCGACAAGGACGACGCUGAUGUGGUAGAGGAGGUCGAGGAAGUCGAAGGAGAUGGAGAGGAGAUUGAAGGCGAGAUCGAGGAAGCAGGAGAAGCCAAGAUCACUAAGGAUGGAGAACUUCUCGGAGGGCGUGAAUACAAGUGCAGGAACUUCAAACUUCCAACAAGAGGCGACCGGAUCUACAUGAUGUCCAUGGAUGCAGCGCGAGUUCUUGGCUUCAGGGACAGCUACCUCUUCUUCCUAAAGAACCCCCAAUUGGUGCGCGUUAACACAACAGUAGAGGAGAGGACAUGGAUGAUUGAAAAGGGCAUGCUGAUGGCCAACUUCAAGUCAAAGCUCAUCGCUGUCGUGACCGCUCGAUCGCUUUUCAAGUCAUUCGGGUACAAGAUCAUCAAAAAGGGCAGGAGUCGUGUGGACGACUACUAUGAAUCGCGUGCGACAGACGAUGGUAUGGCGGAUGACUCUGAGGACGAUACCGCAUCGAAGGCAGAAGAGGAUGGAUCAACAGGUGCUAACGGGAACGGACCCAACUCAGAGGACACCCAUGGUCAUGCAGGAGGAAAGAGAAAACACACGUUGCUGCAACAGGAGGAAUCGGCUCGCCAAGUAACGGACCUGAACUGGCUGUAUGAGAGCGCAAUGGCUGUCCGGACACUGAACGGACAGUUGAAGGAGUUGCGGAAAGAGAACCCAAAGUUCCUGGACCCUCAUACCAACAUCGAGCAGAUUCCUUUGGCAACGCAGCCUGAGCGAUGCAAUGUCGCCGUGGCACCAAAACCAAAGAGUGAGGAGCAGGAUGCGAGCUCGAUAACUUUCCCACUGCCGACGGUUUUGUCCAUACCUCGAUCCAUUGGCCCUUUGGUGGAUGCUGUCGUCAAAGUCGAGAUUAAAGGAGCAACACCUGCACCACCUCUCAUCGACGAUCCUGCUGUUUGGGCAGUCAUCCCAGAGGACAUCCGCAGAGCGUUAGAGGUAGCAGAGUCAGCAAAGUCUAAGGAGAACGAAGGCGACGAGGAUCUCACAAAAUUUCCUUUGUCGCUAUUGGAAGGGCAAUAUCAGGCAGCCUUUCCUGUUCACCAAGCCCGCUUCCAGCAGCCGUAUAGAGUGGUAUUGCCAGCAGGCAUGUCUGGCCAUGCGCAAUACCUUCACCACCUUAACAUUAUGCAAUCAGGAGGAUUGACAGGACCGUUAAUGGAACAGGCAACAUUACCAGGAGCAACUUCAGCACAUGAUAUUAGACUCAUCCAGUGGCAACAACAGCAGCAGCAACAAGCGCAACAGCAACAGCAACAGCAGCAACUUCAGCAGCAGCAACAAAAGGCACUUCAACAGGCGAAGCUUCAGCAGCAACAGCAAGAACUUCAGGCGGCUACCAAGAAGGCGGAUUCGCCAGCUGCCCAGUCGACUAGCGUCAUGUGUGGAGCGCCGCUGAAAACUGGAUUGGGAUACUGUCAGCGGUUGGUCAGUACACAAGGCGAACACUGCCCGAACCACCGCGGAACCAACUCGAGUCUGCCAGGAACGCCAUCCAUCAACGGAAAACCAUCUGCAAGCACUUGUGUGGAGUGCAACUCGACUUCUGCACCCACAGACGCCGUCCCUAAGGACAGACCACUUCCCUGUACCUUGACGCAUCUCAACAAGUGCAAAACAUGCACCAAGAACUAUCACCCGCUCUGUUUGCAGUUGGAUACGCCCAGGAUCGUUUCAGCUAUCGGAUCAUAUCCUUGGCAAUGCAACGACUGCAAGCUGUGUGUAGUGUGUCAGGAGGCGGGAGAUGAGGCGUCGUUGUUGAUCUGUGAUGAUUGCGAUCGUGGCUGGCAUAUGAGUUGUUGUGACCCUGCUAUCGAGGAAGUUCCUCAAGACGAUUGGGUGUGCUCAUUCUGUGCGCAGUGUCACUCUUGCCGAGGAACCGAAGAUCCGUCUACUCGAUACAAGCAUGCAGUCUCCAACCCCGGUGGAUCCAACAAGUACCAAACCUACCUCACCACGUUUUGCUCUGCUUGUCACGAGAACUUUUCUCAGGGCCGGUUCUGUCCAGUGUGUGUGCGAACAUACAAGGGCGAUGGUGGCGAGGACGAUCAAUCGGAUGUGGCGGGAGAGGAUGACAACAACAUGGUGUGCUGUGAUGAAUGUAAUCGAUGGGUGCAUAUGGACUGCGAUGACCAACUGACAGAGGAGAAAGUUGAGGAAAUGGGCACAGACGAGAGCCUCAAGUACACAUGUCCUCCGUGUGCAGGCAAGGUGGCGACUUUGAAACCGGGUGCUGGGCCUCCAUCAGCGAUUGCUAAUGUGUCUUCAGAGAUAGCAAUGCUUAGUCUCCGGGGUCAAGCUCCUCCACUGGCCAAGGCAUGUGGGACACUUGGGGGCAAGAUACUUGUUCGUGGAUUGGUCGAGCACCAGGGUAAGAAGAUUGGAGCGCCCGAAAUUGUGGCCGCGGGUGUUGAAUACGACCGGCGGUUGGUGAUGGAGAUUGCGGCCCUGAAAGAAAAGGCGGAGUCCAAGCAGCGGGGGAAGCAAGGUGGUGCUGGUAGUCGUGGAGGUCGUGGUGGUCGUGGUGGCCGUGGUGGCCGUGGUGGUCGUAGUGGUCGUGGUCGUGGCCGUCCAUCGACCAAGAGUAGAAGUCCUGUCCGCCGGGCGUCAAUUGCAUCCUCGACGUCUUCAUCCCUUUCAUCUCUGUCGGGAUCUGUUGAUAGUUAG